GGAGCCAAGAUAAGGAUGUGACAUUAGUUCUAAUGUUGCAAAGAGAGGAUUUCAUGGAGGCUUUCAGGGAAGUUCAUGAGCAGUCCUGAAAAUCAAUUUUUGUUGGGGAUUUGGCUGCUGAUGUCACUGACUACAUGUCUAUGAAGCGUGCUAAGGUUGUCAUUGGUAGGUUGACUGGACUUACCAAGGGCUAUGGUUUUGUGAGGUUUGGUGAUGAAAAUGAGCCGCUGUGUUUCAUGACUGAAAUGAAUAGAGUGCUCUGUUCAACUAGGUCCAUGCGGAUUGGGCCAACUGCUACCAAAGGUUCAAUGUUUGCUGGUUGUGUAAACUUUUUCAAGGUGAACUUGUUGAACAGUGUUCUAGAUUCACGUUCUUUCAGACACCAAGAGGCUCCAUUAUGGGCGGCCUGGAACUGAUUUUGGAUGAAAUGAUUCCACUUUAAUGCGUGGCCUCAUUUUAGCUACCUAUCAGAAUAAUCAAGGAAACAAGUGCGAGAAUGAUCCAAAUAAUACGACAAUAUUUGUUGGUGGCUUGGAUCCUAGUGUUUCAGAUGACAUUUUGAAAUCAGUUUUUGGUCAAUAUGGUGAGUUACUUCAUGUGAAAAUUCCAGCUGGAAAACGUUGUGGUUUUGUACAGUUUGCUAACAGAGCUUGUGAGGAGCAAGCCUUGUCAAUGUUGAAUGGAACCCAAUUAGGAGGGCAAUACAUUCGACUUUCAUGUGGAGGAUAUGAGGCAUAUGGAUAUGCGCCUCCACCCCAAGACCUGAACAUGUAUUGUGGGGGUUAUCCUGGAUAUGGAAAUUACCAGCAGCCAGGGGCAUACCAACAACCACAGCAGAGGGGUAAAUCUGAAAGUCGUAUUGCUCCACAUCCUCAAAAUCCUUCAGUCUUUGCUUUAGCUCCAACAGUGGCCACCAUAAUUCCAAUUUGUUGAAAGUCUUAAUGUGCCAUAGAUCUUCAGGAAGCUUUCUCAAGUAAGCACAAGGAUUGAUAACUAAACAUUCGAGGUUUGGCAUGGCUCCUGUUUCCAUUGUCCACUUUUCUAGCCACAGCAUUGAUUUCAGAUGCAAAACCUUGAGCUUUAAGAAACCACCGGAGGUGGAAGCCAACUUUCUACCAAUAUAAGAAUUGUGAUUCUGCUUGAGGAUUAUAAGAUGUUGUAGUUUCUCCAGUGUUGGCAUGGGAUCAUCCUUCAGUUCAGUAUUUGGCAUGCUCAGUUGCGUCAGUUGUGGAGGAAACUGAUACUCACUCAGCUUAAUUGCUGAGAUCAUUGAGUUCUCACUUUUAUUCACCAGCAUCAAUGAUUCAAGAUUGAGUGGUUUACAGAGGCUUUCGGACAGCGUAGAUUGAUAUGAACUCAAGUUUCCAUGUAUUCGAAGACUUGGAAGAUUAGGCAGUCUGCUCAGUACACCUUGAGUACAACUACUGGGGUGUAAGGUUGAUAUGAAAUUGAGAUUUUCCAGAGAGUUACAAUAUUUCCCGGGAUGUGCAGGCAAUUUGAUGAGCUUAAAAUUCAGACGCCUCAGUUUGUGCAUCUUCCAAAUAUCAUCUGUUGUAUCGUCUGUGGAGCCAUUUGGCAUGUCCAGAGUGUACAGGUUGAGAAGAUUGUUGCAUAAUUCUGAAAGAACUCUGGUGAGGGAAGGAAUAUUCAACUUUAAGUACCUCAGAAGAAACGAAGUUUCUAUUCCAGUGGGAUAUUGUUGGAGAACCAGAGCUCCCAAAUCUAAUAGCCUGAGUUUGAAGUUUUCAGAAACGUGAUUAUCUGGGCCAGAUUGUUGCUUUUCGAGCCAAGGCAGAACAGUGAAGAGAGAUAUGGGGCAGAGUACUUUGAAGAUGUUCUCUUUUCUACUUGAACAAAGCCCGUGGCUAUCAGCUCUUUCAAGUACUCCUCAGCUGUUAUGAUGGAUGAAACCUUCAGCAAUCCAAAGCUGAUACAAGUGCCAUGUGAAUAUGUGAAAGCCUUCAGGAAAGACAGCAAAAUAAAGAAAACAGGGUUUCAAGUUCAAAGGUAGAUUCGGGAAAGAGUAAUUAUACAUGUGAUAUUUUUUUUGUUUAACAAUUUGUGAAGUGAAAUGGACAUGUAUAAUUGAUAUUUUCUGCAUUAGAAUAGGUUGUAAUUCUUGUAGUGAUAUGCUAAAAUUUAUCAUCUCAACAGGGCAAGGAAUCAUUGAUAUUGAAUACCAACAGGGGAUACUCAUAUUUUUGGAAUGUUA
Molecule: messenger RNA, 2212 nt
Organism: Mangifera indica (mango)
Lineage: Eukaryota; Viridiplantae; Streptophyta; Magnoliopsida; Sapindales; Anacardiaceae
Product: polyadenylate-binding protein RBP45C-like
Exons: 9
Coding region: 442-933 (163 amino acids)
Molecular function (GO): RNA binding
Source: RefSeq, a predicted model, not a curated record